Molecule: messenger RNA, 1738 nt
Organism: Miniopterus natalensis
Lineage: Eukaryota; Metazoa; Chordata; Mammalia; Chiroptera; Miniopteridae
Source: RefSeq, a predicted model, not a curated record
CUUCACCGACACCGUCAUGUACUAUGGCUACUACAGUAACGCCACCCUGAACCAGCCGUGUGCCCAUCCACUGGAUGGUGGCCAGUGUGCCCCCGAGGGGGCCAGCCUGCCCUACAACAUGCCCCUGGCCUACCUCUUCACCGUGGGCGCAGCCUUCUUUGUCACCUGCAUCACCCUGGUGUACAGCAUGUCCCGCUCUUUUGGGGAGAGCUACCGGGUAGGCAGCACCCUGGGCGCCCACGCCCUUGCUGUUUUCUGCUCCUGGGACCACAAGGUGACUCAGAAGUGGGCCUCCCGCCUCCAGCAUGACAACAUCCGGACCCGGCUGAAGGAGCUGCUGGCCGAAUGGCAGCUGCAGCGGGGCCCCCGGGGUGUGUGCGGGUGGCUGGGCCAGGCGGCCGUGCGGGGGCUGGUGUGGCUGCUGUGCCUGGGGACCACGCUGGGGUGCACCGUGGCUGUCUACACCUUCUCCGAGUUCAUGAUCGAGAGCCCUGUGCCUGCUGACCAGGAGGGGCCACUGCUGGCCCUGCCCCUGGUGGUCUGCCUCCUCAACCUGGGGGCCCCCUACCUGUUCCGAGCUCUGGCUGCCCUGGAGCGGCACGACUCCCCGGUGCUGGAGGUGUACGUGGCCAUCUGCAGGAACCUCAUCCUCAAGAUGGUCACCUUGGGGAUUCUCUGCUACCACUGGCUGGGCCGCAGGGUGGGCACCCUAAAGGACCAGUGCUGGGAGACCUUUGUGGGCCAGGAGCUGUACCGCCUGCUGGUGCUGGACUUUCUCUUCACGCUGCUGGACACGUUCUUUGGGGAGCUGGUGUGGAGGCUCAUCUCCGAGAAAAGGCUGAGGAGGGGGAAGCCCGAGUUCGACAUCGCCCACAACGUCCUGGAGCUGAUUUACGGGCAGACCCUGACCUGGCUGGGGGUCCUCUUUGCGCCCCUCCUGCCCGCCAUGCAGAUCCUCAAGCUGUUGCUGCUCUUCUAUGUCAAGAAGACCAGCCUGAUGGCGAACUGCCAGGCACCCCGCAGGCCCUGGCUGGCCUCCCACAUGAGCAUGGUCUUCGUCUCGCUGCUCUGUUUCCCGUCCUUCCUGGGCGCGGCCGUCUUCCUCUGCUACGCCAUCUGGCAGGUGAAACCCUCAAGCCUCUGUGGGCCCUUCAGGACCCUGGACACCAUGUACGAGGCGGGCAAGGUGUGGGUGCGGCGCCUGGAGAGAGCCGGCCCUGGGGUCGCCUGGCUGCCCUGGGUCCACAAGUACCUGGUGGAAAACACCUUCCCCGUCUACCUGGUGUCGGCCCUGCUGCUGGCUGUCAUCUACCUCAACAUCCAGGUGGUGAAGGGCCAGCGGAAGGUCAUCAGCCUCCUGAAGGAGCAGAUCAGCAAUGAGGGGGAAGACAAGAUCUUCUUAAUCAACAAACUUCACUCUGUGUACGAGAGAAAGGAGAGGAGCAGGGCUGGCAGAACCCAGGAGGCCGUGACGCCCUCGGAUGCCUGGUAGGACGGCGGGCCUGGCAGCCUGCGUCUGCUCACCCACCUGGCUCCGUUCCCACGGCUCUGCAGGCACAGACGCCAACCCGAGACUGUGCGGUCCCCUGCAGGGUGACUGCCCUGGGACACGGGGAAGGUGACAGGACUCUGCAGCCUGCCCAGGACUGGAGCUGGAGGGUGGGCCAGAGGGGCUGCGGCACCCCCCCGCCCUGCCUGGGACUGUAUUUAUUCUGAUUAAAUAUGUUUUGCAAAACGG